AAGAGAAAGGAAACAAGGCAAUUAUUUAAAUGCCAACAGGAACAAAAGUAGUUAUUCAGAAUUGAACUCAGUUUUAUGCAGCACUGUUAGCAACACAGACUUUAUCAACUCUUCUAAUUAAGUGUUAUUUAGAAUUUAAAAGUCAAUGUGGUUGGAUUAGGGGAAUUGGAUGACAAACAAUCUUUACUUAAUGUGGAUAUGAUGUUAUCAGUUCAUUAUCUCUCUGAUGUUCUCUUAAUUCAGUGAAAGGAACAAACGCGAUUCUCUGGACCUGCUUGGGCCUGAGCUUGAUAGUUUCUUUGACAGUUUUCGUGUUGAUGUUCUUGCUAAGGAAGAUGAACUCAGAACCAUUAAAGGACGAAUUUAAAGACACAGGGUCGGCUCUGCAGAAUGAGGCAGAGGCUGACGUGGAGGAUAGCAGGACCGACGCUCAAGUUCUUCUUCCGAGAGGCCUGGAGUACACGGUGGAAGAAUGUACCUGUGAAGACUGCGUCAAGAGCAAACCAAAGGUCGAUUCUGACCAUUUCUUUCCACUGCCGGCCAUGGAGGAAGGCGCGACCAUUCUUGUCACCACGAAAACCAGUGACUACUGCAAUAGCCUGCCAGUUGCUGUUAGCGUCACAGAGAUGGAGAAAUCAAUUUAUACUAGAUAAUUCACCUUUUCGACUGGUGUAGAGCUACUUUGAAAAUCUUUUGUCAGAGGAAAGGAUGAUGCAUUAGAUCUCUUUAGGAUGACUAUACUCCCCAGUUGCUGGUAUAGCUUUUUAUCCUCUAAUUCUGGAAAAUCUUUAUGUUAGCUUUAUUUCUUGGUCUUAUUGUUGGGAGCUUGACUAUGGAAACUUCCUUGGUUUCAUGAUUAAAUUCUUGACUCACUGAAAAAAGGCACUGCAAUGUGUAGAUCCCACAGUCACAUAUUUCUAUGGCUUCUCUCCUAUACACGCAUAUAUGCAUUUCAGGAUAGACUGGAUUUUUCUCUUUAUCGUUAAAGGAAAGCAAGGUUAUCCUAUGUACUUCCAUAGCUAGGACAAGCCUGGAGUCAGCCACACUAAUUCAGUGUGUAAUGCAUGGGUGGUUCCUGACCUUGUGAGCUAGCGUCCAGCUUAACAGAGGCAUCAGGCAUUACUAUAAUCAUAUAAAUAAAUGUGCAAUUGCCAACUGUGAUACAGGUGAGCUAGGUAUCAUUUUCAGACCCCAAUGCAGGUAAUAAUAACGAUAGCUGACACUUAUGUAGCCUUACUAAUGAGCCAGGGAUUAUUCUAAGUGCUUUACGUGCACUAACUCAUUUAAUGCAUACAACAAACCACAAGGUAAGCAGACCAUUAUUAUCUCCACUUUACGGAUGAUGACAGAAACUAGUCAGAGCAAGAUAACAGAGCCAGGAUAUAAACCCAGACAUCCUGAUCUAUUCUUUUUUUCUCCUCACAUCAAUUUAAUUCCAUUUCUGAGUUCCCCAAUCUCUUUGGGCUCCAAUCUUUCUCAUUAUUGGGGAGGGUUCCCUUCCUGGGGUUAUGCAAAGGUCCUGGGGUGCUAUGAAAAGGCUUUGCAACAGGUGAUGCCCUCUGGUAAUCUGCUGACUUUGAUCAUUGUUAAGAUGCCCACUGGCACCACAGCACAGACCCUCGGGGUCCUGGUGCUCGGUGGCUUUUGUGUCAGGUUUGGGAUAUGGAGAACCUUGGUGGAAUCUUUUUACCCAUUUGGGGCCCAUCAUGGCUCCAUUCCAGGUCCUUAAGGGCCACAGGAGACAACACAGUAUAGUGGUUAAGGUAUUGGCUCUUGCAGCCAGACUGCCUGGGUUUGAAUCCUGGCCCUGCUCCUAGGAAGUACAGCCCUUGGGUGACUGUGAGAAAGUUACUUAACUACUCUAUGCCUCAGUUUCCCCAUCUAUAAAAUGGGGAUAAUAACAGUAUCUACUUAAAAGGUUAUUUUAAGGAUUAAGUGUAUGUGCAUAUAUGCACAUUUACAACCCUAUAUAUACUUUUUACUCUAAAAGUAUCUGGUUCAUGACAAGUACUGUGUGUCAGUUACAUUGUGGUAAUGAUUUUUAUUAGUCCGUUUGAGGGCUAGGCUCUCUGAGGACAGGCACACGCGUCUUUCCUGUUACAAGGCCUGAGAAUAUUGCUCCUAGCUUCUCACAGGCCCCCUUCUUCUCGCCUCACCCUCUGGUACAAUCUCCUCAAAGACUUCAGAUUUUUCAAAAGCCCAGAAGAGCUGUUGACGUUAGACUUUUGAUUCUUGGUCCUCCGGGCUAAAAUUCCAGGAAGAAUUACAAUACUUAAAGGGGGUGCCUGGUGGUAGAAAACCUAAAACACAAACUACGAUUUCAGUAACUUAUCCUGCCUCAAAUUCCAUGAAGAAAAGGCAGAGGAUGCUACGAGAAGGUAUAAAACAUUAUCCUCGUAAUAACUCCAUGGAGCAGGUCUGUGAUGCCUUACUAAAGGUUACAGCGGUAGCUGACCUAAAUCGAGGGUGCAGGGGCGGGGUUUGGACUCAGACACACUUUAACCAGAAUAAUUAACACCUGUAACGGAUAAUUUUGAAAAUGGGAAAAACAGCCCCACCAACCAAACACACAAGUAUUCUCAUUUUUACGUUCUCUCAUGGUCCCUUCACAUGGUCGUAUUUUUUUUUAAAGAUUGGCACCUGAGCUAACAACUGUUGCCAAUCUUCUUUUUUUUUUUUAUUCUUCUCUCCAAAGCCCCCCAGUACA
This is a messenger RNA of Equus quagga, 2707 nucleotides long. It is a transcript of the gene TNFRSF17, whose product is annotated as TNF receptor superfamily member 17. Gene Ontology annotation, molecular function: signaling receptor activity. NCBI's taxonomy places the organism in Eukaryota, Metazoa, Chordata, Mammalia, Perissodactyla, Equidae. The record is from RefSeq and is a predicted model, not a curated record. The transcript has 2 exons. The coding region runs from base 318 to 653 and encodes 111 amino acids. Gene Ontology annotation, biological process: tumor necrosis factor-mediated signaling pathway.